This is a messenger RNA of Colletotrichum acutatum, 481 nucleotides long. RefSeq lists its product as uncharacterized. The record is from RefSeq and is a predicted model, not a curated record. The coding region runs from base 239 to 451 and encodes 70 amino acids. Lineage: Eukaryota; Fungi; Ascomycota; Sordariomycetes; Glomerellales; Glomerellaceae. The transcript has a single exon.
GUGAGUUCCUCUGGGCUAGGGCGGUUGAUUCUGACGUGCCGGCUGAGGAUGUGAAUCUGUUUUACGGGUCGUUGAGUACCGCGUUGUAAGUCCCCCUUUAUUUCGUUCUGAGCUGUUUGGAUGUGAGGAGUGGAUAUGGACCUUUCAACCCCCUAUUCCUUGAUGGAGAAGACACGAGUAGCAGUGUGUGAUAUCAUUCCAUCAUACCGUUGGCAUCUUCUUCAUUCAACCUGCUCGCAUGCUCACGAUCCUUUCUCGCCUAUCCACCCCUGUCGUCAGAUUUCUCCUAUACCUCACAACACUGGCCCUCUCAUACACGUAUCCAAGCCUCACAACCAGCCCUAACCUCCCAUCUCACUCUCAACACACCCAUUUCAAACAUGAUCCUACUCUCAUAACUAACAAGCCUCCAGAACCUUCCCAAAAGGUCCCAAAAGAACCCACCUCCUAGCCCAACAACCCCCCUCGCCAAACCAACCCC